Molecule: messenger RNA, 1192 nt
Organism: Dreissena polymorpha
Lineage: Eukaryota; Metazoa; Mollusca; Bivalvia; Myida; Dreissenidae
Product: glutaredoxin-like protein C5orf63 homolog
Exons: 4
Coding region: 124-621 (165 amino acids)
Source: RefSeq, a predicted model, not a curated record
CAUGUUCGUUCUUGGUUGACAGGAAGUGCUAGUACUCGCAUUAUGAUUGGAAGACUGUUGCUCAGUUUGAAGAACGAGAACUUACUACUUUCAUUUUCAUUUUAAACUAGAUAGAGGACGGUUAUGGACAUCAAGACAAUUUCGCGCUUAUUUGGCACAAGGUCCAUAUUGUUGCUGCAAUGUAAAGCCAACACAACUGCACAUUCUGCCACGCAGUUGGGUGUUCGUGUACAACACAUCACGUGUAUCGGGAGAACCAUACGUACAACGAUCCGGUGCACUUUGCUUAGCGGCAGCUCCUGCGCUGUUUACCGACCAGUUAACACGACACAAGUACGUGGUAUGUCGACUACCGGAAGUGAGCUCCCGCGCGUCUAUCUGUUCACGAAGGACAACUGCCAGCUGUGCGAAGAGGCCAAAGAGGCACUGGAACCUAUACGACACUUGUUUACGCUGGAGGAGGUGGACAUCACCCUACCUGAGAACAAGGUCUGGUGGGACCUCUACAAGUACGACAUUCCCGUCUUCUACAUGUACGACGAGUUCGUCUGCAAACAUCGCGCUGACCUUGACGCCUUCCGCCGGGCACUCGAGAAAUACAAACACGGAUAUACCGCGUAGUGAGUGACACUCGGAAAAUACAAACACGUAUAUACCUUGUAGUUGGAUAGUGAUAUUAGCCUCGCUGUGAAAACGUGACGGAAUGCAUUUGCGUAAAGUGCCGUCCCAGAUUAGCCAGUGCAGACCAUACACCUUCCGUAUAGACUGAAUUUUUCCGUAGAAGAUACUUUCUUUAAGCGGACAAUUGUAUAGAACCGGAAAGUGUCGUUCCUGAUUAGCCUGUGUGGAAUCCACUUUACGCACAUGCAUUAAGCCCAGUUGCCCAGAAGGAGGCGCACAUGCACGUAUUCACCGCGAUGAGAAAUAUAAGCAUGGAUCCACAGCGUCGUUCGAUUCCAACACGCAUUGACCGCUAAGUGAGGGGCACUCAGGGUAUGUCAACACUGGGAUAUGGCGAAGUAAGAAAUGGAUUGGUAACGAAGUCAUCGGAUAUCUAGAUUAGGUGUGCAAAUUGAAGAAACACAUUUAUAAUAUACUUGAAAUGCGAUAAUUUGCCGCUGUUGUUUGUUCCGAUCCCUGACUAAGUUACCUUAUUGCAUAAAAAACAAAAUUAAACCAUUUAUACAUGUAA